AAACUACAAGUUAUAUAAACUAUCAUUGCCACUUUUCAUAAUGACGUUGUUAGAGAGCGAUAACCUUAAUGUUUUAAAAAUCUCGGAUGUAUGGGAAACAACAAACAUAUACUUCAUUGAAUUUAUAUCAUUAUUUCCCUUUGAUGUAAAAACCAGUUACAGGUCUCAGCUGAUAAACGUUACACUGUCCAGGUGGACACAAGUGACACUGUCCAGGUGGACACAAGUGACACUGUCCAGAUGGACACAAGUGACACUGUACAGGUGGACACAAGUUGCACUGUACAGAUGGACACCAGUAACACUGUCCAGGUGGACACAAGUUGCACUGUACAGAUGGACACCAGUGACACUGUCCAGGUGGACACAAGUUGCACUGUACAGAUUGACACAAGUGACACUGUCCAGAUGGACACAAGUGAUACUGUACAGAUGGACACAAGUUGCACGGCCCAUCUUGACCCAAGUUACACUGUCCACCUUGACACCCGUUACACUGUCCAUCUUGACACCCGUUACACUGUCCAUCUUGACACCCGUUACACUGUCCAUCUUGACACCCGUUACAAUGUCCACCUUGACACCCGUUACACUGUCCAUCUUGACACCCGUUACACUGUCCAUCUUGACACCCGUUACUAUGUCCACCUUGACACCCGUUACACUGUCCAUCUUGACCCAAGUUACAAUGUUCACCUUUACACCCGUUAGACGGUAUAUCUUGACACGAGUUACACUGUCCACCUUUACACCCGUUACACUGUCCACCUUUACACCCGUUACACUGUCCACCUUUACACCCGUUACACUGUCCACCUUUACACCCGUUACACUGUCUACCUUUACACCCGUUAAACUGUCCACCUUUACACCCGUUACACUGUCCACCUUUACACCCGUUACACUGUCCACCUUUACACCCGUUACACUGUCCACCUUUACACUCGUUACACUGUCCACCUUUACACCCGUUACACGGUACAUCUUGACACGAGUUACACUGUCCAACUUUACACCCGUUACACAAGUUACUCUGCUCAGAUGGACACAGGUUACGUUGUCAACAGGACAGGGCUACUUACGCAGCACGAGAAAUUAUUUAAUUUCAUAUUUUAUCUACUCUGUACUUUUAGUUGAAAGAUGAAUUGAAAAUUUAUAUUCAAAAUUAAAUUACAAUUUUAU
Lymnaea stagnalis (great pond snail) is the source of this 1182-nucleotide messenger RNA. The record is from the annotation of a GenBank genome assembly. NCBI's taxonomy places the organism in Eukaryota, Metazoa, Mollusca, Gastropoda, Lymnaeidae.